Messenger RNA from Trichoplax adhaerens, 4071 nucleotides. RefSeq lists its product as uncharacterized. The record is from RefSeq and is a predicted model, not a curated record. The annotation marks the transcript as partial. NCBI's taxonomy places the organism in Eukaryota, Metazoa, Placozoa, Uniplacotomia, Trichoplacea, Trichoplacidae. Gene Ontology annotation, molecular function: helicase activity; mRNA binding. Gene Ontology annotation, cellular component: catalytic step 2 spliceosome. Gene Ontology annotation, biological process: mRNA splicing, via spliceosome. The transcript has 49 exons.
GUCGUUGCUCCUACUGUCCAGCAAAUACAAAAUGACGUCUUAACCGAGUAUGCUAUCAAGUAUUGGGCACCGCAUAGCUCUGAAAAAGCUCCCUAUGACCCUGAGAUUAUUGAGAAAAUUUAUAAAGAGGAAAUGCUCGGUAGCAAGUUUUCCAUUAGACGCAUGGUGUUGCUAGAAUUUAGUCAGUACCUGGAAAAUUACUUGUGGCCACACUAUGAUCCACAAAAGGCUUCGAUAUCCCAUAUCAUAUCCAUUACUGUAAUGAUAAAUGAGAAAUUUCGUGAGAGAGUGCAAUUGUGGGAGUUUUUGAGAAAUCGACCCGAAAAUUUUCAAGCGCUGUUUCGUCAAAUCAUGAAUCUAACUACAGAUGAUUGGGAGAAAAUUACAAUCAAAGAACAGACUGUGCUACUUUUAUUCUUGAUUCACUGCUUCAACAGUAUGGAAAGCGAUAUCAUACGUCGAGAAAUUCAAGGACUGGUAUCUAUUGCCAUUUGGACAUGUUUACUACCUGGUCGAGUGGAACAGGAAGUACAGCAUAACCCAAAGUAUAAGAAACGUCUAAAGUCCAUUCAAAAAACUUAUUCCAAAGCGGAUGAGGAAACUCAACUGGUGUACGAGAGACAAUUUUUGUGGAAGUCUAUGCACAAGUUUCUCGAUAUUUUAGCUAAAAUUCCUGAAACAGGCCCGAUAUCAGCAGAUUUAGUUCAAUAUUGUGAAAGAUACUUAGAGUUCAUCAUCGAUAUCGAGACCGCGCUGCCAACUCGACGUUUCUUUAAUACUCUAUUGGAUAGCUGUGGUUUCGUGGUUAACUGUCAGCUAUCAACACUGAUUCAAAGAGAAGAAGGAAGACUUUUUGCACAGUUACUAGAAAUAUUGAAGUUUUAUGCUGCUUUUGAAAUCAACGAUCACGCCGGAACGGCAUUGUCUUAUCAUGAUAUUACCGAUGCCCAUUAUGAUAAGAUUACAGCACUUCAGAGAAUGGUAUUUAAACAUUUUCCUGAAUUGCGCGACCUCGCUUUAAAUAACGUUGCAAGUAUUGAUACAAGAGAUUCCAUAAUGAAAUAUUUAAGUGAAUUACCGAGGGAGAAUAUUCAUCAACUCGCUUCUUGCCUAAAUUUGGUACCCAAACCUGAAAAAGAUGAUGAACAAUAUAGUAAAAAGUAUUUAAUAGAACUUUUGAUAUAUAAAUACGAGAGAAGGCUGUCUCAACUGGACGCCAUCAACGAUAUGCCCCUGUACCCCACUGAGGAAAUCCUAUGGGAUGAAAAUAUUGUGCCAUCUGAGUAUUAUUCCGGAGCGGACUGUUUAGCCUUGCCAAAACUAAAUUUGCAAUUCCUGACUUUGCACGAUUAUCUACUAAGAAAUUUCAAUUUAUUCCGCCUUGAAUCUACAUAUGAAAUUCGUGGAGACAUUGAAGACGCUGUUUCAAGAAUGAAACCGUGGUUAACUGAGGAUAAUAUGACUCAAUUUAGUGGAUGGGCUAGGAUGGCUCAGCCAAUCGUUGCUUUUACUAUUAUCGAGGUAAUCAAGCCAAACAUUGGAGAGAGUCGACCAGCUCGUGUUCGUGCUGAUGUAUCUGUCAACCUUAACGUAAGGAAGGAAUUUAAACGAGAGUGGGAAGGCUUAAAAAAGCAUGAUGUAAUGUUCUUAGUUACGAUCCGAGCUACGAUAGGACCAGGUCAAAAAUUCGACAAAAUGAAACCAUUUAAAACGCAGUAUGGUAUCGAAUAUGUAAGAGGAUGCGAAAUUGAAGGAAUGCUGGAUGAACAAGGAAAAGUUAUUGAAGAAGGCGGAUUUGAACCGAAACCAGAAUUUAAAUCUGAUGGUAGAACUUUCCGAGUUUGGCUGGAUACUAAUCAAUAUCAACAAGAUAUUGCAAAUACUGUGCAUGGAGCUGAAGACGUCUAUGAAACUUUUAAUUUGCUCGUUAGGAGAAAGCCUAAAGAGAAUAACUUCAAAGCCGUCCUAGACACUAUUCGUGACUUAAUGAACACCUCUUGCGUUGUACCGGAUUGGCUUCAUGACGUUUUCUUAGGCUAUGGCAAUCCUGCUGCUGCGAAUUAUGCAAGUAUGCCAAAUCAGGUUGCCACGCUAGACUUCAACGAUACCUUCUUAACAUCGGAUCAUCUUUGUAAUUCCUUUCCAAAUUAUAAAAUCCGGUGGUCAACCGAGGAUUGCGCUAAGCGUGUUCCCCCAUUCAGCCAAGGCAAAAAACGUAAAGCUGAUACCGAAGAUACUAACGACAGCAAUGAAAUUUCAGUAGAACCUUACGUAAUCGAAAAUCGUGGACCGUAUCCUUCAAGCCAGCCUAAAAGAAAUUGUGUUCCAUUUACGCCUGUACAAGUUGAAGCUAUUCGUUCUGGAAUGCAGCCUGGACUAACUCUGGUCGUUGGUCCUCCUGGUACGGGUAAAACUGACGUAGCUGUGCAGAUUAUAUCAAAUUUAUAUCAUAAUUUCCAAGAUCAACGUACUCUAAUUGUUACGCAUUCAAAUCAGGCUCUAAAUCAAUUAUUCGAGAAGAUAAUAGCAUUAGAUAUAGACGAACGUCACCUACUGCGUUUGGGUCAUGGGGAAGAAUCUUUAGAAACGGAAAGAGAUUUUAGCAGAUAUGGAAGAGUCAAUUACAUAUUGGAACGUCGUCUGCAGCUGCUUCAUGAAGUAGCAAAACUGCAGGAAAGUAUUGGUAUUCACGGUGAUGUCUCGUAUAGUUGCGAGACAGCUGGGCAUUUCUUUCAUUAUCAAGUUCUUUCACGAUGGGAAGAGUAUGUAAAUAGAAUUGGAUCUGUUAAGGUUAGUAUCGCCAUAUGUGAUUUUCUACUCGCUGAUUUCUUUCCAUUCACAAAGUUUUUUGAAGAUGCUGAGCAACCCCUCUUCGCAGGAAAGUCCUAUUCUGAAGAUUUGGACGUCGCGGAAGGAUGCUUUCGUCAUAUCAAGAAGAUCUUUACUGAACUUGAGGAAUUUAGAGCUUUCGAGCUGCUAAGAAAUGGCGUAGAUCGUUCGAAUUACUUAUUAAUUAAAGAAGCACGAAUUGUUGCCAUGACAUGUACUCAUGCAGCGUUAAAACGCCACGAUCUAGUUAAACUAGGUUUCAAAUACGAUAACGUCUUGAUGGAAGAAGCUGGACAAAUAUUGGAAAUUGAAACAUUUAUUCCACUAAUGCUUCAGAAUCCAGAAGAUGGUCAGAGUAGGCUAAAAAGAGUUACAUUAAUUGGUGAUCACCAUCAGCUUCCCCCCGUAAUUAAGAAUAUGGCAUUCCAAAAAUUCUCCAAUAUGGAACAGCCACUAUUUACUCGUUUCGUAAAGUUAGGAGUCCCAACUGUUGACCUAGAUGCGCAAGGAAGAGCUCGUGCCAGCUUAUGCAAACUGUAUAGUUGGCGAUAUAAACGAUUAGAAAACUUAUCACAUACCGCAGCAUGGCCUGAGUUUCAAUUGAGCAAUCCUGGCUUUCAAUUUGACUAUCAGCUCAUAGAUGUUGGGGACUUCCAGGGCACCGGUGAAUCAGAACCCAAUCCUCAUUUUUUUCAAAAUCUAGCCGAAGCUGAAUAUGUUGUUGCUACAUAUAUGUACAUGAGGCUGAUUGGCUACCCUAAAGAAUCUAUUUCAAUUUUGACCACAUACAACGGUCAAAAACAUCUUAUACGUGAUGUAAUUAACAUGCGCUGUGCCAACAAUCCCUUGAUAGGAAAACCGCAUAAGGUUACAACUGUAGAUCGCUUUCAAGGUCAACAAAACGAUUAUAUCUUACUAUCUUUGGUUAGAACUAAGGCUGUAGGGCAUCUACGUGAUGUUCGUCGUUUAGUUGUGGCUAUGUCCCGAGCACGUUUGGGACUCUACGUGUUUGCUCGCGUAUCCUUAUUCCAAAAUUGUUAUGAGCUAUCGCCAGCAUUUAAUGUACUUAUGCAAAGGCCAACGAAGUUACACCUAUUACCUAAAGAGAACUGGCAUAACUUUACUAGAAAGGUGGAUAAGGAUUCUGACCAUGAAUCAGUUAUUAUCGAUGAUAUGACACAAAUGGCGCACUAUGUUUAUCAAAUUUACGAUGCUCAUACCGAUGUAAUAAAAGUAGGUUGA